Molecule: messenger RNA, 2019 nt
Organism: Effrenium voratum
Lineage: Eukaryota; Dinophyceae; Suessiales; Symbiodiniaceae
Source: the annotation of a GenBank genome assembly
AUGAGCGAAGACGAGAAGGAAAAGACUGGAGUCCUGGGAGCCGAAACCGCUUGCGAUGCGAAGCCUUCGGAGGAUCCCGCGGAGCUUCCCGCGGAGCUUCCUGCGGAGCUUCCCGCGGAUCCGGAGAAGAGUGAAGAAGAGUAUGAAGAAGUGACCCCGGUGGCCAAAGAGGUCUACGAGCAGUUCUGCCAGAAGGAAGCGGAGUCGGAGAAGCUGUCCCCGAGGACCUUCCCCAAGCUGAGCUCAGCGGCGGAGGCCUUGGCCUCUGCGGCGGGCUUCGUGCGAUCUUCGAAGGAGCCCGACCAGAAAGACGAGCCUGCUUCCGAUGCAGCAGCAGCCACGGAGACGUCUGAAACUGCAGAAGCUGGCGUCGGAGCUGACGGGUCCUUUGCCAAGCUGACCUCGGCGGCAGCGUGGGCGUCCUCAGCUGCCGGCUUGUUUGCAUCUAGAAAGACCGAGGAGGUGAAAGCGAAGGAGCCCGACCAGAAAGACGAGCCUGCUUCCGAUGCAGCAGCAGCCACGGAGACGUCUGAAACUGCAGAAACUGGAGUCGGAGCUGACGGGUCCUUUGCCAAGCUGACCUCGGCGGCAGCGUGGGCGUCCUCAGCUGCCGGCUUGUUUGCAUCUAGAAAGACCGAGGAGGUGAAAGCGAAGGAGCCAGCGACGGAGCCAGCGACGGAGCCAGCGACGGAGCCAGCGACGACCGCAGACGAGGCUGGCGAUGCUACGGAACCUCGCGGCGACGGGUCCUUUGCCAAGCUGACCUCGGGAUUCGAGGCGUUCGCAUCAGCAGCGGGACUGUUCGGCAAAAAGACGGAGGCAACCGCCAAGGACCGGGACCAGAAAGAUGAGCCCGCUUCCGACGCAGCAGCCGAGACUUCAACUGAAUCAGGAGGAGGUGACAGUGGGUCUUUUUCCAAGCUGACCUCGGCGGCAGAAGCAUGGGCGUCCUCAGCUGCUGGCUUGUUUACAUCUAGAAAGACCGAGGAGGUGAAAACCAAGGAGCCAGCGGAGGAGAUCGACACGGAAGAAGAGGGCAACGGCAAAGCUGGCUGGAUCUAUGUGACCCCCGAGAUCCCGCCUACAGCGUCAGAUGCAGCGAAGGAGUCGGAAGAGCCGCCCGAGAAGCCGAGUGAGGAUGGAGAUGGCUCGACGGGGGCUGCCGCAGACACGUCCGGGCCGGCGACCUUCACGAAGUGGACGCAGGCCGCGGAGGUCUUGGCGAGCCAAGCGGCGGGGCUGUUCGUGAAGGAGAAGGGCAAAGAGGCGAGUUCGAGCCAGGACUCCAGCUGGGCCGGCGAGUGGGCGGCACAAGCGGCCACCUACUUGAGCCCCAAGCGUCAGGAAGGCAGCCAAGAGGCAACGCAGGAGGCGGCAACAGACUCACAGGACAGCAGCUGGGCCGAAAACUUGGCGGAGCGGGCGGCUGGGUAUUUGAGCCCCAAAUCGGACGCGCAGGAGAAGGAGACCGCCGAAGUGCCACCUGAAGAGAAGCGGGCGGAGGCCUCCGCAGGCACCUUCAGCUCCGCCUACACCUCGCUGCUCAGCGCCUCAGAGCUGUUGGCGUCGAAAGCCACAAAGCUGCUGAAGAGCGAGAAGGAGGAGGAUCCGGAGGACCGGAGAGUCGCAGACGAGCCAAUUGCAGAAGAGGAGAAGGAGAGGCGAAGGCUCCGUGCCACCAGCGGCAUCAUGGGGAGGUGCUGGCGCUGCGGUGUGGAGAUCCCCGCGGAGCUGGACGCAGUGGAAGCCCAUGAGGAGCUGUGCAGCCGGCCCAUGCAGCAGCUGCUGGAGGCCGCCGAGCUGCUGGCACCCUUUGAAGGCGAAGCGCAGGCUGCCGAAGAGGAAUUGAUUGCAGAGACGGCCGAGCAGGCAGAGGCUAUAGGUGUCGACGCGGUCUCCCCUCUGGCCGCGGAAGGCACAGAAGCCCCCGAUCCGUCCGGCUUGGCUUCGGACGCCGUAGAUGCGGAGCCGGGCGCUGAGCCGUCUUCCUUGCUGUCCUGGACAGCACCAGGAGGGUGA